Clunio marinus is the source of this 1193-nucleotide messenger RNA. The record is from the annotation of a GenBank genome assembly. NCBI's taxonomy places the organism in Eukaryota, Metazoa, Arthropoda, Insecta, Diptera, Chironomidae.
GUUUAUACUGAAUCGGUUCUGUGGAGUUUUCUCGAAAAUCAAGUUUUUUAUUAAUUAUUGCAACAAUGGAAGAUACAAGAAACUUCAGAUCGAGUUAUUAUGAAAAAGUUGGAUGUCGAAGUGUUGAGGAAAAGAAAAAUUUAGAAAUCAUUCUUAAAGAAAAUCCAGUAACACUUUCAAAACUGAGAAAUUUUGCGAAACGAUUUGCAAUUCCAUCGAUACAUCGAGCAUUACUUUAUGAAGUUAUUCUUGGAGUUUUUCCUGUUUAUAUGGAAUCGAAAGAAUUCAUUAUGAAUCAACAACGAGAAAUUUUCAAUGAUCUGAAACGAGCUUUGGAAGUUAUGCAUAUGAUUGAUGGGAAAACACCUAAAAGUAAAGUUAUCUUUGCAAUGUGGCUUCUAGAAAAUAGAUCACUCGGUAGCGGAUCUAAUAUUUUUAAAGAUUCGCCAUUUCCACUAAUUGCUGAAGUCAUCAUUGAGAAUCUGGAAGUAGGAGAAGUUGAAUUGUACUUUUUAUCGAGAAAUUUUUACAAAUACAGCGAGGAAAUUAUAAAUGAGAUGCCGAAACUCAAACAAAUAACAUUCCAAAUGCUUGAAAAAGAAGAUAGCGACUUAUUUAACAAUUUAAACAACAAAAAUAUCCUUGAGAAGCUUCCUUUUGAACGUUGGUAUCCUUCAAUUUUCUCGUCAAUACUCAACGAACUCUCAUUGAUCAGAAUUUUUGAUCGAAUUGUUGGUGGUUCAACAAAAAUUGUCAUCUUCAUCUUCAUCGUCAUCUGUUCCUACACAAGAUACAAUUUAAAGACACAACUGACUUGUGAGAAUGUCAUAAAAAUCAUCGAGAACUAUCCAGCUGAUGAUAGUGAAAAAUCUGAUGUGAUUGUUAAUAAAACUAUCGAUUUAUGGCAUAAAUUUUCAUCAUCAAAAGCAGCCAACAGAUAAAAUAUUGAAAACAAUUCAAAUCAUUUUGUAAAAUGUUUAUUUUUUAUUUAUGGCCUUUAGUUACACGAUUAAUGCGAUGCAAAUGAAUAAAAAAAUUGCAAUGCUCAAAAAAGUUUCUUUUAAGACAAAGAAUUGAAUGAUUUCUCUUCAUUUUGUUUUGAUAAUUGUAAAUCGCACAUCUAAGUUUGUAAAAUGUUAUUGAUAUAUUUUUACAGCAAAUUUUAUUUAUAUAUUUAAUGCAAAUAUGUAGAU